UCAGUUCCGCAUUGCUCAGGCAAUAUUUCUAAUAAUAUUAUCUUCUAUCAUUGAUUUUUCUCAACUUCUCUUAGCAUGGAAGUGACAUGGUGAAAAAUUCAAAGAAUGUUAAUGUGUGAUCACCCGUUUCGUGUUCUUUCAGACCCAGCAUCCGCGAGUUUGGCAGUUUUUACAGUCGUCAGUGGCGUGGCCAUUAUUGUGUUGAUACGCUGGUACAGAAACAAGACUCGUAGACACGACAUGGAGCUACCGCUAGAACAGCAAUCUGUUGAAGCAGAGGGUACUGAUGGAGCGCGAAGGAACAAGCUGUCAUCUGAAAUCAUCGCGAGGCAAUAUCCAGAUGUUACUACUGUGUACGAAAGCUUUCUUCGCGGAGUUAAACUGUCGGGGGACGGUCCUUGCCUGGGAACCAGAGAUCCAAUUAGCAAGAAGUACACGUGGCUUACAUACAACCAGGUUCAUGAGAGGGCGACGUUCGUUGGUGCAGGCCUGGUCGCUUUGGGUUGCGAACCCUCACAACAGACCUACAUUGGUAUCUAUGGACCAAACCGAGUGGAGUGGGCUUUAACUGAUCUGGGUUGUCAGAUGUUUUCAAUGAUUUCCGUGCCAGUGUACGAUACUCACGGUGCUGAAGAAUGUAUCUACAUCAUAAAUCAUGACGUUUUAACAGUAUGUUACACAAGUGGAACAACGGGUCCACCAAAGGGAGCCAUCUUGACACAUGCCAAUCUUGUCGCUGACAUCUCAGCAUAUCGUUGGAUGAUGCUUCAGAGCGGUUUCGAGCUGACAACGGAGGAUGUGCAGCUGUCAUUUUUACCGCUGGCUCACAUGUACGAACGGAUAAAUCACCUGAACUUGUUUGUGAGCGGAGGAAGGAUUGGGUACUAUAGUGGUGACGUCAAACAGUUGUUAGAAGACUGCAAAGAGCUGAAGUAA
Molecule: messenger RNA, 936 nt
Organism: Stylophora pistillata
Lineage: Eukaryota; Metazoa; Cnidaria; Anthozoa; Scleractinia; Pocilloporidae
Product: long-chain-fatty-acid--CoA ligase 1
Biological process (GO): long-chain fatty acid metabolic process
Cellular component (GO): membrane; endoplasmic reticulum
Molecular function (GO): long-chain fatty acid-CoA ligase activity
Source: RefSeq, a predicted model, not a curated record